CAAGUCUUAGAAAUAGCCUCAGUCGGCUGGGCAUCAGUGCAGUACCGGAGAGAGAAACGAAAAGGAGGGAUCUGGGAAGCCGACAGCCUCUGGCACUGAAAGCCCGCUUUGCUAGCGUGCGCCUUCGGGCUAAAAGGUCGGGUCGGGACAAGCUGCGUAGCUCGCAGUCAUUCUUGGAGCCUCGCGAAGCCUUUGUAGCAUCCGUCACCAGAGCCACGGGGCAGCCCCCUAACUCAGCGUUGCUCUUGCAGCCGCUCUGAGGGUGGGGACGAUUUAAGCUGAGAUCUGGGAAGAAAGCUCAGGUUCAGAAUCCUUGCCUACGCUUGCAAGGCUCGGGAUUUUUUGGCUUGACUUGUUUUGUGGUUUUUAAAGAUCGUACCAGUGGUUGUAUCUACUCGUACGCAUCUUCCACCCCCUCCGCCCGCUUUGUCUUCUGAGGUCUUUUGAUUCCAAAUUUGAUCUGUAAAUUUAGUGAGUUUGGGCAAGGGAGGGGUGGUGCCACACCGAGACCUCGCAGUGAGGAUGCCCAUGGAGCUGACUCAGAGUCGAAUGCAAAAGAUAUGGAUUCCUAUCGAUCACCGUCCUUCGCUGCCAAGACGUAGGUACCGAGCCUGUGGACCUCAGCUGACCAAUUCCCCUACAGUAAUUGUCAUGGUUGGACUCCCAGCUCGGGGAAAGACUUAUAUGUCCAAGAAGUUGACACGCUACCUCAAUUGGAUUGGUGUCCCCACAAAAGUUUUCAAUGUUGGGGAGUACCGCAGGGAAGCCGUGAAGGAGUUCAGUUCUUAUAGUUUUUUUCAUCCUGACAAUGAAGAGGCCAUGAAAGUUCGGAAACAAUGUGCAUUAGCUGCCUUGAGAGAUGUCCAGUUGUAUCUGAAAGAAGAAGGUGGCCAGAUUGCAGUUUUUGAUGCUACCAAUACCACAAAAGAGAGAAGAGACAUGAUCCUUGAUUUUGCAAAAGAAAAUGACUUUAAGGUGUUUUUCAUCGAGUCUGUGUGUGAUGACCCUUCCGUAGUCGCCUCCAACAUUAUGGAAGUUAAACUCUCCAGCCCCGAUUAUAGAGAUUGCAGCUCAGCAGAAGCCAUGGAGGACUUCAUGAAAAGAAUUGAUUGCUAUCAAGUCAACUACCAGCCUCUUGACCCAGAUAACUAUGAUAGGGAUCUAUCACUGAUCAAGGUGCUUGAUGUUGGCCGACGAUUCCUGGUAAACCGAGUCCAAGAUUACAUCCAGAGCAGGAUAGUCUAUUACCUGAUGAACAUCCAUGUCCAGCCCCGGACCAUCUAUUUAUGUCGCCAUGGGGAGAGCGAGUACAACGUCUUAGGGAGGAUUGGUGGCGACUCUGGCUUGUCUAUCCGGGGGAAGAAGUUCUCCAUUGCCCUGUGCAAGUUCCUUGAGGAGCAGAAUUUGAAGGACCUUAAGGUAUGGACCAGUCAGCUUAAAAGGACCAUCCAGACAGCAGAAGCCCUUAAGCUACCUUAUGAACAGUGGAAGGCCCUCAAUGAAAUUGAUGCUGGAGUUUGUGAAGAGAUGACCUAUGAUGAGAUCAAGGAGACUUAUCCUGAGGAAUAUGCCCUUCGUGAUCAGGACAAAUAUUAUUACCGAUACCCUACUGGAGAGUCUUAUCAAGACCUCGUUCAGCGCUUGGAGCCAGUGAUUAUGGAGUUGGAGAGACAGGAGAAUGUGUUGGUGAUUUGCCACCAAGCUGUCAUGCGUUGCCUUUUGGCCUAUUUUCUUGAUAAGAGUGCAGAUGAAAUGCCAUAUUUGAAAUGUCCCCUCCACACAGUGUUGAAAUUGACACCUGUGGCCUAUGGUUGCCGUGUAGAGUCUAUUUAUUUGAAUGUGGAAGCAGUAAACACACAUCGGGAAAGGUCAGAGGAAGCAAAGAAGGGACCUAACCCGCUCAUGAGACGCAAUAGUGUUACCCCACUAGCCAGCCCUGAGCCCACCAAAAAGCCUCGCAUCAACAACUUUGAGGAGCAUUUGGCUUCCACUUCUACUGCCCUGCCCAGCUGCCUGCCCCGGGAGGUGCCCACGCAACCUUUACUAGGGAAAGCCUGUUUAACCUGAAUAACUCACAGAACCAAUUUUGACUCUUCCCGGAACUCUGAAACAAAUGAAAUCAGUUGCAUUCCAUCGCCAUUUCUGAAGCUUGGCUUAUGUUCCUCCAGAUAAUCCCAGCUGCUUCUUCCAUAAACUGACCAAACUGUUGGGGUGAGGAGAGGGCUCAUCAAAUGACAAUUCAGUACUCUUGACUCCCAUCAUCCAGCUGUGUCAUGGUGACCUGAAGGCAGCGUAUAGCCCUCCCACUGUAAAGAAUCCAUCAUUUUCCAUUUUACUUAUUUUUUCUCAUCAUCCCAUUCUUCAUUUUCAACGGAUGUCUCUUUGCAGCAACCUCUCUGGAAGUAUGGGGAGGGGAAAAUUAGCUGAGAAGAGAAUGUCUCUGCUGCUUCUCCCUUUCUAAUGCAAUGGCAUUAGAAUGGCAACUCGAAAUUUCUUGAGGUUACAGGAAAAUUCAAGAUGGCUGGCCUCCUACAGAAACCAUCUGCUUUUUGUCUUGUCCUCUGAAGACAAUGCUUCAUUGGGAGUAAAACCAGCAAGUAAUGGCUCGGAGAAGUAGAUCUCUUGCUCUUCAGGAAUUCUUGAGUCAGAAAUCUGCCUUUUAACUAAAGCAAAGACAUUACUUCCCUUUGUAUGUUUUCGUUCAGAGUCUCCAUUCUUUAUCGAAACAGAACAUGAGAAUGGGUACCCAUUACCCCUUGCACAGAAAGGUCUUUUUUCUGAGUUUGGAAAGAUAUGAUUGUACCUUUUGUGGAAGAAGUAGGAUGAGAAAUCUGUACCUUUGUUCCAUGGAACACUGGGUCAUGUACCACAGGAGCUGUGUCUGACUGUGAAGGAAGCAUGAUGAACUGGCACUGCUGAUAGGGUUGGGAAACAUCUGCAGGGCAGGGCUUGUUUCCUGAAGAGUUUGUGGAGCACUGAAUUGAGCCUGGCUUGGGAUGAGAUCAACUGGCUGUUGUCUUCUUGUUCUAAAGUAGACUGACCCUGGAAGGUUGGGGGAGGAAGUGAUCCUCUCACUAGGAUUCUCUUCUCAUUAUCCUCUCUUUCAGGCUGGACAGGAUAGCUAGCAUGAGGAAGAACACUGGCGGGUUUCAGUUCAAUAUUUAUUGAGUUUCUGCUAUGUCUCUAGCAUUGGGCCAGCUGCUCAGGACAGAGGAGAUGGGGAAGGUUACAGUAAGUGUGACAUCAUAGAAAGGUUACAGAAAGUGACAUCAAAGUGUGUCAUGAUAGAACCUAUCAUGGAGUGGGGGGGGGGGCAGGGGAAGACUUCUAUAACACACAAAUGCCAUUUCCUCUUUGCCCAGUGCUCCAUGAGUGGGAACAGAGAGAGGAGCCCUAAUGGGGAAUAUUUUGCUUCAGGGAGGAGGUAAUGUGCCUAGUGCUUUAAUCAAUAAACAUUUCCUAAGCUCUGGAGAUACAAAAAGAGGCAAAAGACAGCUCCUACCUUCCAGAAAGUUUAGUUUCUGUGAAUUGUUCCUGUCUCACACACACACAAAACAUUGGUGGGGGCUCAUUAUUGAGCCUCACAUCUGACAUGUUUAUUGGCAGCCCAUUGACAAGUAAGUAGACAAACACACAGAUUGUGUAAGCCCAAGAUUCCUCCCCUGCCCCCUUUUUUUUUUUUAACCACCCUGAUUCCUGUCAACCACCCACCUCUCCUUGGUGGCAGUGCAAGCAGGCACAAAUGCAUGUUUUUAUGUGAACCACAUAGUUUUGGACUCACUUUGUUCUUUAUAAUAGGCUUGCUGGUAAUCUACUCUGUCUUGGAUUCGUUUCUGUUUCUAAUUGACAGAAAAGGGGCCGAGAAUAGAAUUUUGUUUAAUUAUUUCAUUGUGAGGGUCUCUAUAGUGUGUUUUUUUACUCAUGUUCAAAUUAAAAACAACAAGCUGGCUUUACAUUUUAAUUUGGGAAGAGUGAGGAGGAUGAGUCUAUCCAGGGAUCCUGGAGGUGAUGCUACUUACCUUAGAAACUAGUAGUAGUAGCCUGAGCUACACUGAAGCAUUUCAUUAGGAAGGGGGUGUGCUUGAUGCUGCACAGUGGGGGAGGUUUUGCUGGGACUACUGACUUUUAUUUUUACCAUGUUCCACUGGAACCAGUUUUUCUGAACUUUGUAUAUUUGUUUGGGGGAUGCAGCUGUUUUUCCCCCUAUUAUAUCCUGAGAGUUGGCAGAACUCUUAAGAAUUAAGGUCUGUGGGGGGGGACUGAUUGAACCACAUCCGUGAUACUGUUUUUAUUUGUAAUACUUGAAAUUUAUUUUUUUAAUAUUAUUUUGAUAGCAAAAAUGCUAUUUAUUUAUUUAAUGUGUGUGAUGGCGCCAGGUGAGAGCGAGAGAGAGAGAGAGAGAGAGAG
Dromiciops gliroides (monito del monte) is the source of this 4407-nucleotide messenger RNA. It is a transcript of the gene PFKFB3, whose product is annotated as 6-phosphofructo-2-kinase/fructose-2,6-biphosphatase 3. Gene Ontology annotation, molecular function: fructose-2,6-bisphosphate 2-phosphatase activity; 6-phosphofructo-2-kinase activity; ATP binding. The record is from RefSeq and is a predicted model, not a curated record. Gene Ontology annotation, cellular component: cytosol. Lineage: Eukaryota; Metazoa; Chordata; Mammalia; Microbiotheria; Microbiotheriidae. The transcript has 16 exons. Gene Ontology annotation, biological process: fructose metabolic process; fructose 2,6-bisphosphate metabolic process. The coding region runs from base 523 to 2067 and encodes 514 amino acids.